Messenger RNA from Phytophthora sojae, 405 nucleotides. RefSeq lists its product as hypothetical. NCBI's taxonomy places the organism in Eukaryota, Oomycota, Peronosporomycetes, Peronosporales, Peronosporaceae. The coding region runs from base 1 to 405 and encodes 134 amino acids. The record is from RefSeq and is a predicted model, not a curated record. The transcript has a single exon.
AUGGAAGAGGUCGGCGACAAUGCGGGGACGCCUGGCAGCGGACUGCCGGGCCCGGCACAACCUCCGCACGCCCCUCCAGCUGGAGAGGGCGCUGCGGGUGCCAACUCGGGCUCAGGCGGAGGCGCCGGUGAAGCGCGCGGCGAGCGCACGUCUUCUGGCGGCGUCAAUCAAGUUGAUGGCGACGUCGAGAUGUCCAGCGCUGACGGCAAGGACGAUCCCUCGCACAGCAAGGCGCCGUCGGAGGCGUCUGACAAUAACAGCGACGAACACAGUGGGCGCAUCCUGAAGACCGAGGGCGACACGAUGGAAGAGUGUCUGGCAGCCAAGCAACGCAGCAUUCCUGAGCGAGUCCUGUCCGUGGUCGAGGCGCUCAACAUGCCUGCGGGUAGCGGCCUUCCGGCGUGA